Messenger RNA from Frankliniella occidentalis (western flower thrips), 4551 nucleotides. RefSeq names its product homeobox protein extradenticle-like (gene exd). Gene Ontology annotation, molecular function: DNA-binding transcription factor activity, RNA polymerase II-specific; RNA polymerase II cis-regulatory region sequence-specific DNA binding. NCBI's taxonomy places the organism in Eukaryota, Metazoa, Arthropoda, Insecta, Thysanoptera, Thripidae. Gene Ontology annotation, cellular component: nucleus. The record is from RefSeq and is a predicted model, not a curated record. Gene Ontology annotation, biological process: regulation of transcription by RNA polymerase II; animal organ morphogenesis; embryonic organ development.
CUCAGUUCGUGGCGCGUCUCAGGACUGGUCGGGCCUACUGGAAACAGACGCGCAAACUCGCGCGCUCAUUGGCUGCAUUUGAAAAGCUCGCUUCCCUAAAUGGCACUUCGCCUCCAGGUUUUAUGGCGUUGAGACAGGCGAGUGCGUGCUGUGCUGCGUGAGCAAGGCGUGAGCCCGCGGCCCUCCUCCCGAAGCCCGUCCCGUCGCGCGCCCCGUUUGUCAAACCCGGUGCGGGCCCCGAGCGACGACGGGGUGUAAACACAAUUAACUGGGGCCUAAGUGCUGCGCGUCCGAGCCGCGUCCGAGUGUUGUCGGGAACGAGUGCGGUGCUCCAGCGGGAGAGGCGGAGCCGACAGCCGACCGUGCUGAAUGGUGUUGUGUUGUGUGUGAAGUGAGGUUAAGUGAGGUUAGGGAUGGACGACCAGCGAGCUAUGAUGCACGGUGUAGGCAGCCAGGUCGGCAUGAUGUCUCAGCCCUACGGCAUGCAGGCCGUGGACCCGGGCCACGCGCCCCCGGCCACCCCGGACCAGGAAACCAGAAAGCAAGACAUCGGCGAAAUCCUACAACAAAUCAUGAACAUCACGGACCAGUCCCUGGACGAGGCACAAGCAAGAAAACACACGCUAAAUUGUCAUCGGAUGAAGCCAGCACUUUUCAGCGUCCUGUGUGAAAUCAAGGAAAAGACAGUAUUGAGCCUUCGAAACACCCAGGAGGAGGAGCCCCCUGAUCCGCAGCUCAUGAGGCUGGACAACAUGCUGAUCGCGGAGGGGGUGGCGGGGCCGGAGAAGGGGGGCGGCGCGGGGGCGGCAGCGUCGGCGUCCGCGGCGGCGUCGGGGGGCCCUGGGCAGCCGGACAACGCCAUCGAACACUCGGACUACCGGGCCAAGCUGGCGCAGAUCAGACAAAUCUACCACCAGGAGCUCGAGAAAUACGAACAGGCGUGCAGCGAGUUCACCACCCACGUUAUGAACCUCCUAAGAGAACAGUCCAGGACGAGGCCCAUCACGCCCAAGGAGAUCGAGCGAAUGGUGCAGAUCAUCCACAAGAAGUUCUCCUCCAUCCAGAUGCAGCUCAAGCAGUCCACGUGCGAGGCGGUCAUGAUCCUCAGGUCGAGGUUCCUCGACGCCAGGAGAAAGAGGCGGAACUUUAGCAAGCAAGCGUCUGAGAUCCUCAACGAGUAUUUCUAUUCACACCUCAGCAAUCCGUACCCCUCGGAGGAAGCCAAGGAAGAGCUGGCGAGGAAAUGCAGCAUCACGGUUUCACAGGCGCGUCGCCGUACAGCCUGGGCCCGCCCUCGCAGGGCACCCCCACCCCCAUGAUGUCUCCCGCGCCCGGCCAGGACUCGAUGGGGUACUCCAUGGGCAUGAACGGAGACUACUCGUCCCCCAUGUCCGGGUCGCAGCCCUCGUACGCUGACUCCGGCAUGGGCUUCGACCCUAUGCACCAGGUCGGGGUGACGCCGAAGCUGUCCGGGUCCCCGCCGCCGGGGGGCUGGGGCGCCCACGCUGGCCACCCCGCCGCCCUCCGUGAACAGAUCCCGGACUUCCCUCCCGUGCAGCCACCCCACCAGGAUGACGACGACGACUCGGCGGACUCGUGCGACCAGGCCACCUCCCUCAAGAGACAGAAGCUGUAGGCUCCGCGGCUGGCGAGAGCCCUAGGACUUAAAGUGCGUCGAGAGCGGGGCCCGUCCCGCGCUCGCCCCGAGAAGAGCUCAGUGUUUUUAUUUUAAAAUUAGAUACGACAGAGUGCCUACUGACUAGUCAUCGUGGGGGUUGUUCGGGGUUCUUCCCCUUGAAUUCAGAAAUAUUGUUGAUUUAUUUUCGUCCAGUUAACUCUAAUUCGUGUGUCCCACAUUUCUUGUUUUCCCUUUUCCGACAACUUUAGCUGUGGCCUUUCUACAGAAAGUCAGUGGGUAGUCACGUUCUCGGUCUUGCCUAAGGUAUACGUAGCUGAUGUCUUGCCGACUCAGCAACCCGGGCCUUCUCCCGGGCCAACAAUUACCCCUGUGUUUCAAAUAAAAAAGAAUGAUGGUCUCCACCUAAACUAUGUAUACGCAACUUUUUACAGAUACUAUACAGUUGUUGUACAGUUAAAUAAUGUUAGAUUUUAUUAAUGCAUGAUAUUACACUUUUGUGUGACAUGUUUGUUUUUCAUGGUCCUUCAGCCAUUGGAACUGGGGGAUACUGUGAUUGAAUAUUUCUUCAAGAUUUUAUUUAGUUAGACAAGGCAGUGUAAUAGGGUCAAACUUAAGUCAGGUGUGGGUGAAAAUUAAAAAUCUUUGACAUUUUUAAGUUGUGCAUUCGCUGUUUGGUUAAAUUAUAGUAUCGAGUACACUGAAAAUAAAAAUGUGCAACUGGGAUGCAGAUGGUAGUGUCGAACUCUAUGGUGCACACUCUAAGAUGCUGGACUGGACAUUUGAACAUCGUAAAGUGUCUAACAUUAAAUUUAAACGCGUCAAGUGUUUAACAUUAAAUUAGGAAACUUUCAAGUGUUCAACAUCAAAUUUGAACACUUACUAGUGUUCAACAUCAAGUUUGAACACUUACUAGUGUUCAACAUGAAAUUUGAACACCUUAAACUGUCUAAAGCUUCAUGACCAACCCUGAAGUUAACACUUUAAAGUAUUCAACUUUACUGUGAAACACUCUAUAGUGUUCAAAUAUCCAGUAAGUGCAACAUAGUUUUGAGCACUUGCGUGUGCACGCCAGUGCACGUCAGUGUAUGCAGAAAAAUUAUCCUUCAUUAUCUUUUACCUUAUUUCUGAGUCAUUUUUAACUUGAUAAUUUGUCACAAUUUUCACUCUGUAGAGCGACUGAACCUAUCUCGACUGACAACCUAAUUCGACUACUUCAAAACCUCUAGAAGCAAAUCGUGUUGUGUACUCCGUUUGCCAUGGCUCUGACCAACGGGAGUGGCAGUUACGGGCCUGCAAAGAAUUGCGCUAAGUAACACUAAAAAAAAAAAUACUAUAAGGAAUCACUUCACACCAAUCCUAGUUAAAUGGAUGAUGGUUAUUGUUACUAGGAAAACUGUAUGGCUCACUAGGAUUUCGGUGUUAUGUACUAGCUAAGGUAGAGUCACAAUUACUAGAUGCCUAGUAACUAGGUCUGUAAAAGUAUUGUUAAAAGUCACGCGAAGUAGCUUUCGAGCGUUUUUUGUUUUUUUUCCAACACGAACACUAAGAUAGUUUGCUAUGCACGCGGUAAAAUUGAAUGAAGACCAUUCAAGUCUUCGAAGUAAAUAAGAGUAUGCUAUUAAACUCCUCUCUGCGCGGCGGAAGGGGGGGGGGGGGGGGCAACCUUAUGGUUCAACACCACCUAUUGCAUUUUGAGCCGCCUCUAGGUAACAGCCAACAAUGAGCACCUUUGCACUGAAUAGUCCGCUCAGCGAGCGCAUGCCGCCCGCGUGAAAAAUAGUGUAUGAUUUUAAAACUAGGAGUCCAUAAUGCCUACGCAAGAAGACGCAUCAAGGAUUUAAACAGUCUUUUGCAUGCCAUCAAAGUGCCUAUAACACCUUGACUAAAUUUCCCUAACCGUGGGUUGACAGUUAACAAGAAUUGUUAACGUUUUCUUGCACACGACACCUAGGGUGGAGGAGGAGAAUAUUGAAAUCUUGUCCGAAAUAGGUUCUGUCGCUUUGAAUUACCCCCUUACAUAUUUAACUAAUUUUUGACCACACCUCACUUAAAAUAAAAUGCCGUACAUAAAAAGUAUACGAAACUAGUUGUUUGCCUUCAAACCAUAAGAGAUAUUGUUUCUGUCCUGUGAUUGGUCGAUCACUAUCCAGCAGUUCCCAGUGGUUGGUUCGCUCGAGUAAAGUCCUGUAUACGUAAUAUUUAACUUUCAACACCACAGCCAUUGACUUAUUGAUGAACACAACUAUUUUUGUAUUAUUGUUUUGGCUGUCACAUGAGAAAGACCAUUCUCUGGGGUGGAAGUAAUCACUCCAAAUAUUUCUCACUAGAAGUGAUUUAUGGCAGAAGUCAAAUAUUUAGAUGUACUUUUCCAUCUCUCAAGUCUAGUUCGUUUUCUGUUCAAAUCAAGAAUAAAAGAUGCUCCUAUUGACCCCUCCCUUGCUUCAUAAUGGUCUCAAAGAUAAUUGUCCAGAUAUUUCUAUUUGUUUUUUGUACAUUAGUAGCAACGUACUAUCAAAAUGCGCAUGUUUCAAAGAAAAAAAAUGCAAACAACGAAGAUGCUUUUCUGACCCAGAUAUAAAGGGAAUUUAAUUCAUUUGACAGUUAUAGACCAAAUUAAGUUUCUGUCCAGAUUAUUAUUGGCAGACACUGAGAACUUGUUACAAUCAAUAUUGUAUACGAUUUUAUAAAAUGGUUAGCUACAACCCAAUUCUUAAGUGAAUACAAGCUACUACUUACAUAAAAUGUAACUUCGCAUUCAAAUUGUUACUGUUUUGUUGUUGUUUGUUUUUAAUUUUUGUAAUUCCUUUUGACGGUAAAAUUUUGUCUUCUGAAAGGUUUUAGAGGAGUUGAAACAUUCAUGAAAUCCAGUGAAAAUAUCUGUGAAAAUGCAAUAAAUGAUAAUGGUCACAUAA